AUGUCUGAGACAAAAAUGGUAAAUAAGAGCAAAAAUGGUAUUCGUGAAAAACUCCACAGUGCCAUUGCAUGGCUUUUUACUCCCGGACACAAAAGUAUUGAAUAUUGCAAGAACCAGGGCGAAGGAGAUCAUCAGGUCUCUGCUGCCGUGGAUGGGUCCUCAUCGUUGGCAGGUGAUGGGUGUCCGCUGACGACGCCACGCUCCAAUUUAAAUGUAAAAAUCAAUCGAGAGGGUCUCCAGCAGGCGGCGGUGUCGGCAGCGACAUCCCAACAUGCAGGCGAACUCUCCACGCGAGCUGCUGGUAACAAUCUCGAUUUGGAUUUGGAUGCUACCUCAAUUGAUCACAGCGAGUUCUUUUCGUUUCUUGAGGACGUUAUUGGAGGCAAACAUGUUGAAAUGCUGAAGGAGCUAAACCAAUUGCACGAAUCAAACUCCAAUAGCAACGUGGAAGCCAACGCUGUUGACUCACCUUCUUCGGCUCCCGUAGAAAGUGGAGAAGGUUUUAGGGAAAGUGUUCUGAGGGCGUCCUCCUUUCUUGCUCCUUGUGUAGAAGCACAAGGACAAAGUGAGAGGAUUUCGGAAGUAAAACAAGACACCUUAGCUAAUAAAAAAGAGAGAGACGGCGCUUCUUCGGCUGCUCGCUCGCUCAAGGGCUAUGAGCUCAUUGCAUAUCUUGGUAAAGGCGCAUUUGCCGAGGUUACUUUGGCACGGCACAAAGCAACUCAGAAGCUCUUUGCGCUAAAGAAGAUAUCAAAGCGAAAGGUGCGAGAAGAGGGUUGUGUGCAGCGUACCUUCACGGAACGUCAGUUGCUUGCGUCACUUAAGCAUCCCUACUUGGUGAAGUUGUAUCAGGCAUUUCAGAGUCUUACGCAUCUAUAUCUUGUUCUUGAAUUUGCUCAGGGAGGAGAUAUGUAUUUUUUUCUCGAAUCGAAACCAUGGCUGCGGGAGAUGCGUCGUAAAGUUCAAAAAUUGAGGAGGCUUUCCUUUUGCAGUGACACGGCAUGCCCAUUUCCAGGCGGCGCGCAAGACGAGUCUGAUCCGACGUCGAAUCACUCUUGUCCUCCUAAGCACUUGAUUUCAACCGUUUCCUCUUUCAGUAGCACAAUACAAUUGGCCCCAGACCAGAGCCGUGCACCAAUUCGUUUGGUCGCCUUUUACGCUAUUGAGCUUGCGUUAGUACUGCAGUAUCUGCAUGAUCACGGCUUUGUCUAUCGAGACCUUAAGCCGGAGAAUGUUCUUAUUGCACGGGACGGCAACUUGAUGCUUACCGAUUUUGGUGUCGCGAAGUAUUACGGCGGCACAAAAUUGAAGAAAUCGGGUGCUGAACGAACGAAUAGUUUUACCGGUACGACACCAUACAUGAGCCCGGAGAUGCUUCUUGGGGAGCCACAAGAUGCCCGCAUGGAUUGGUGGAGUUUUGGUUGCAUCCUUUUUGAAAUGGCAACGGGACGACGGCCCUUUGAAGGGGAGAGUCAAUAUGCUGUCGUGCAGUCUAUUGUCGAGCGUGAUGUAGAAGUUUGCCAAGAUGACUUUCUUCUCACAUCGCUGGAAAUAGAGAGACGUGUAAUGCAAUUGCAGGAACGGUACGAAGCAUACUUGGUUCGAGUAGUAGAGCAGAUUAAAAAAUGCAAGGAAAAUGGGAGUAUGACAGAGGAAGAACGGACACAAUUUAGUGGUUCCCUUGAGGACGCACAAUUGACGUUUACUGUAGAUGCAGCUUCCGCGCUACAUGAUACCAGCUCUUGUGGUAGCAAAAAUUUACUUGGCGAUGGUACACGAAGUUCGCUGGGUGAAGCAUUUUGCCGCACCUUUGGAAGUGAAACACUGAACGCAAAAUCUUCCAUGACUAUUGAAAAUCAAUCCCUGUUUAUGAAUUUUGCCGUGGGAGAGUUGGAUGAGGCGUGUGAUUUGUUAAAAGACCUUAUCUGUUCACUGUUGGAGCGCCGUACCGACCGGCGCUUAAGUGGACCAGCGGUGCUCGAACAUCCAUUUUUCUCGUGUCCGUAUGUCUGUUCCCAGAUAUAUUACAAACAUGAUGCUCGCGUGGAUCCCGGCGACAUUUCUGGCUUUUACGUACCGACUAAGUGGAGAAACAGUUUUUCUUCAGGCGGUCACUUUGCAGAAGAUGAGAAGAAAAAUGAAAAUGGUGAGAAAAAUGACGGACAUGAUGCGGAAGAUGAUGAUGGGGGCACAACGGAGCUUCAAAAGCAUCUUGGUGCUGCGCGCUUCCUCGCCCAGUCCCCGACCCAGCGGCCGGACAACUGGCGCGAGCUCUUUUUGGAGGGAGUGGUGUCAUCGUUGUAUGUUCCCCGCCUCUUGUCGGCGGACGAUCUGCGUUACUUUCCACAUGCCGUGACGGCGACGGGGGAUAGUGUUGUCACUCAGCAACGUGCUCUGCGGGAACAGAUACGGAGAAAACACGGUGCGCUGCAUCCACGCGGAGGUGAAGGCGACCACCAGGCUUCUCCCCUCAGCGUCACCCAGAAAGGAGGCCAUCCGUUGCAUCAAGAAAAUCAAAUGAGUGAAGAAGACGAGGAUGUUGAGACUUUGCCACACUCGGCUUCACAGCGAAGCUCCUUGGUAGAGUCAUUGAGGGGGAGUAAACAUGCGGCUUUCGCACAUGAAGAGCCAUUAUUUAUGGGAGAAACAGUCAGCAGCUUGGCAUUUCCACACCAUGACAAUUUCAGCGUCUACUCAGUUUCGAGUCUGGAGGUGUCACCUGCAAAAUAUCCGUCUUUUCUGGCAAAGUCAUAUGGCAGGUCAUAUAACAAAGAGUGUUGUAAUGAAAUUGGAAAAGAAACUGUAACGGAGCCAAUGGAAGAGUCCUCUAAUCGCCUAAAAUUGUCGGCCUUGGACCUCUCUUAUUCCACCUCAGCAGAAGCAGCAAAAGCAACAGCAAAAACACCGGAAGCAACGCUUGGAGGGGUUUUAGCGGAAGUGGCACCUUCCCUCAUUUCUCAUAGCUUUCCUUUGCAAUUAGGAGAGUCACAGACUGCUGCCCACCAAGAGUUGCACCCCGACUUGGGUAGAGCGUACACAGCUCCAUCGGAAAUAUUUACAUCUACGCCCACCAAAUCAAGGGAUGCUUUACCUUCAUUUAAUUUAUCCACUGGGAAUUUAGGGGCAAGAGAAGUCCUAUCGUCUGACACGUCUUAUGUCACCACUGAGGAUGAAGACAGCACUGGGAAUGCAUUUGACGAUAUCAAAGGUCAAACACAGGGGACACUUCAUGGUAUUGCGUACGAUGUGGACGAUUAUUUUCCAAGUUGUACAAAACAAAAAAGACUGUUGUUAAAGAGUAAAACAGGUAUUCCGACCCAAAGGCCAUCUAAGACAAAUAGGAGUAUCGUUAGUGUACAGCGAUUGAGGCGAAGUUUAUUAGAUAAAAGAGCAACAAAAUUUUCUCGACAGUUGGUGGCGAGCGCGAGGGCAUCGCCAACUGUUCCUCAGCAGCUCCCUAUGUGUGCUUCAUAUGAAACAUUUGCGUUCAAGAGUCCCAAAAAGAAUUCCCACAAGACUGACAGCGAAUAUGAUAACAGGAGAUGCAGUGAAGACAUGGAGGGCCGCCGCUUAUCCCUUCUUUCAGUGUAUUCCCCAAUGUUGUACACCGCCACCGUCUCGCCAAGGUCACCAAAGAAAACGGAAUUUUUAAAUAGUGACUCUUUGGUCCACGAAACAAAUAUACUCCCAGGCCUUUGCAGUACGUCUCGGACGGGCGCGAAUAGCGAUUCAGUUGAGGAGCGCCCUAAUUCUCCCACAAUGGAGAGCUCUUCGCAUCCUGGAAACGGUGGUGCUGGUACUAGCGUGCAGCACUACUUGGGCUUCACAUUUGACUCAAGAGCCGGCAACGCCUUUCUCCUGGGGAAUACAUCCAACGGCGGUAGCAACGACAAGUGGUGUUUUUGA
Molecule: messenger RNA, 3906 nt
Organism: Trypanosoma cruzi
Lineage: Eukaryota; Euglenozoa; Kinetoplastea; Trypanosomatida; Trypanosomatidae
Product: serine/threonine protein kinase, putative
Exons: 1
Coding region: 1-3906 (1301 amino acids)
Biological process (GO): peptidyl-serine phosphorylation; intracellular signal transduction
Molecular function (GO): ATP binding; protein serine/threonine kinase activity
Source: RefSeq, a predicted model, not a curated record